AUGAGCGAACUACGAAUCACUAAGCACGACACAUCCCGUCGACCGCGCGUCGGUCUCUGCGCCCUCGCCUAUCUCGAGCGCGCGCGCAGGUGGACCCUCGCCAGUCGCCACACGUGCGAGCUUUCACAAGGAAGAGCAGCUUUCUUAGCACGCGCGAACAGGAAACGUCCCUACCAGAACAAAAAUCACGUACGCUUA
Messenger RNA from Brenthis ino (lesser marbled fritillary), 198 nucleotides. The record is from the annotation of a GenBank genome assembly. Lineage: Eukaryota; Metazoa; Arthropoda; Insecta; Lepidoptera; Nymphalidae.